This is a messenger RNA of Pseudopodoces humilis (Tibetan ground-tit), 673 nucleotides long. RefSeq names its product histone H2A.J. Gene Ontology annotation, molecular function: structural constituent of chromatin; DNA binding; protein heterodimerization activity. Gene Ontology annotation, cellular component: nucleosome. The record is from RefSeq and is a predicted model, not a curated record. Lineage: Eukaryota; Metazoa; Chordata; Aves; Passeriformes; Paridae.
UGUGUGUCCUCUGUGCUGCAUCCAACGCUUCCAGCAUGUCCGGCCGCGGGAAACAGGGAGGCAAAGUCCGAGCUAAGGCCAAGUCGCGCUCGUCGCGGGCCGGCCUGCAGUUCCCCGUGGGCCGCGUUCAUCGGCUUCUUCGAAAAGGUAACUACGCGGAGCGGGUGGGUGCUGGAGCUCCUGUCUAUAUGGCCGCCGUGCUGGAGUACCUGACGGCCGAAAUCCUGGAGCUGGCGGGCAACGCGGCCCGCGACAACAAGAAGACGCGCAUCAUCCCCCGCCACCUGCAGCUCGCCAUCCGCAACGACGAGGAGCUCAACAAGCUGCUGGGCAAGGUGACCAUCGCGCAGGGCGGCGUGCUGCCCAACAUCCAGGCUGUGCUGCUGCCCAAGAAGACUGAGAGCCAUAAAGCUAAAAGCAAAUAACUUGGCGAGCAAAGCUUCUCAGACUUUGCACGACGUAACAUUUUAAACCAAAGGCUCUUUUCAGAGCCACCCACUUAAUCAGAAAAGAGUUGUGUUGCUUUCUUUACAAAGGUGGUCUGGUGCUGAGUCUUAUAUAGUACUACGUUUAACUCGAACUUGUGUGACAGUGCUUUAAAACCUGGUUUAUACUGAAGAGGGCUGAUAUAUUUGCUUAUUGACCUGCGUUUUUAAAUGAACUUUAGUGUUUU